Messenger RNA from Capsella rubella, 570 nucleotides. Its product is annotated as CLAVATA3/ESR (CLE)-related protein 2. Bases 172 to 408 code for a protein of 78 amino acids. The record is from RefSeq and is a predicted model, not a curated record. The transcript has a single exon. NCBI's taxonomy places the organism in Eukaryota, Viridiplantae, Streptophyta, Magnoliopsida, Brassicales, Brassicaceae.
AAAUAAAACUCUAUAUAUAGAAACCAUCCUGAGAUCUCUUCUUUCCUCAUAUACACUCCACGUGAACUACUACUUCCCAAUUCUAAUCUCUCUCUCUCUCUCUCUCUCUCUCUCUCUCUCUCUCUCUCCCUCUUAUAUCUUUUGCUUUUCUAAAUAUAGAAUCUAAUAGUAAUGGCUAAGUUAAGCUUCACUCUAUGCUUCUUCUUGUUUCUUCUGUUAUCUUCAGUCGCCGUUGGAAGCCGCCCUCUUAAGCAGGCACCUGUCGGGGUGAAGGUGAAAGGUCUAAGCCCUUCAAGCGAAGCUUCUAGUCCGAAUGUAGCGAAUGAUCAAGCUGCGGGUAGCAGCAGCAGCCACGGGAAAACUCCAGAGAGAUUAAGUCCAGGAGGACCCGACCCACAACAUCAUUAGUUAUUUAGGGUUUCCUUUAUAAUUAAGAGUUGUUUUCAAUUUCUUCGAGAUAUGUGUUUUCUUAUCAAAUAAUUUGGCUGCACUGAGUCUGUUUUUUUUUUUUUGUAAUAAAAUUGCGAAUUUGCGUUUGUAAGAUUAUUACAAAUUUCACUGUUCUAUUGA